AUGCGACGUUUCUACUGGACCGAGCUGAGUGGCCCUUCUAAAGAGGACUAUAUUCUGACAUUAGCACCCAAAAAGGCAAAGAAGCGGGCAGAAGGAGCCAAUUCAAAUGUCUUCUCCAUGUUUGAACAAAUACAGAUCCAGGAGUUCAAAGAGGCUUUCACAAUCAUGGACCAGAACAGAGACGGCUUUAUCGACAAGAAUGACCUGAGGGAUACGUUCGCAGCUUUAGGCCGCCUGAACGUCAAACAAGAGGAGCUCGACGAGAUGCUAAAGGAGGCUCCAGGACCCAUUAACUUCACCGUCUUCCUCACCAUGUUUGGGGAGAAGCUUAAAGGUGCCGAUGCAGAGGAAACCAUUCUGAAUGCCUUUAAAGUGUUCGACCCAGAGGGAAAGGGGACCUUGAGGAAGAAUUUGUACAGGGGUUGCGUAACGGCGUGUGACGUCAAAGCAGUCGUAAGACUUCAGUCGCGCGUCGCGGCCCUCGGCAGCAGCUCACGAACAGACACGCGAGCGGAGCGCGCAGCGAUGGGGCUCAGCGCGAGAAGACCCGGAUCGGCUUGGAUGUUCUGA
Messenger RNA from Sinocyclocheilus grahami, 570 nucleotides. RefSeq names its product myosin regulatory light chain 2, ventricular/cardiac muscle isoform-like. Bases 1 to 570 code for a protein of 189 amino acids. NCBI's taxonomy places the organism in Eukaryota, Metazoa, Chordata, Actinopteri, Cypriniformes, Cyprinidae. The transcript is spliced from 7 exons. The record is from RefSeq and is a predicted model, not a curated record. Gene Ontology annotation, molecular function: calcium ion binding.